Messenger RNA from Lagenorhynchus albirostris (white-beaked dolphin), 1782 nucleotides. RefSeq lists its product as uncharacterized. The transcript is spliced from 6 exons. Lineage: Eukaryota; Metazoa; Chordata; Mammalia; Artiodactyla; Delphinidae. The coding region runs from base 1 to 1782 and encodes 593 amino acids. The record is from RefSeq and is a predicted model, not a curated record.
AUGACCGCCGCCCCUGCUCUCUCGCAGCGGCUGUGCACCCCCGUGUACUGCAGGUACCAGUUCUACAGGACCCCAGUGCACAGGACUGAGGGCCAGCCCCAUGGGACCCACGUCUACUUCCAGGAUAUCAACGUCAUCUUCCUUGGGGCCAUGCACCCCAGCGACCUGAGGGAAUACCUGGAGGGCCCCCCGAUGGUGGUGGAAGUUCAUGACCGGGACCGCAAGUCAGAGGGGUAUUCCCGCAAGCCCGCCCUGUUUGGGGAGGACCCGCUGGAUUCAUACCUCAACCUCCAGACCCUAAUUUCCCCGAAAGAGACGGAGAACAACCCCUUUGAAACCCAGGAUAAGAUGUGGGACCCUUACGGGGUUGCCCAGGUCAGCUUUGCCGACCUCCUCCUUGGCCAGAAGUACUUGAACCUGGUUGUCCCCGUCCACAGCUGCGAGCCCAAGGCCACGCGCCUCGGCCAUGACAGCAGGAGCAGGAAGGCGGUGGGGUUGCGGGUGCCCGGAGACGGCCUGCGGCACAGCCCGAUGCCCCCGGGCGACUACCUGGAGGCCAGCUGCCUGCUGAAGCUGCGGGCGGGCGUGGCGGUGCCGCUGUGGCCCGGGACCGAGGCCCUGGACGCCCACCCCACGGCCUCCCAGUUUGGCCGCGUCAUCUUCGUGUUCACCUCCAGUAAGCUCUCACUCCUGCACGGCCUGCUGCAGGACGUCACCGUGAUCAACGCCGGGGCCCUGGGCCUGGACUCCUGCCCCGUGGAGGAUAUCCAGCAGAUCCUGUCCGCCUUGAAGAUGCCGGCGAAGAUCCAGGAGCGGCCGGACCUGGACGUGCUCACUGGCUUCCACCUGCUGGACGGGCGGGGCCACCUCCUCAUCCUGGAGGGCUUGGCCGACCGGGGCCUGAGGCGGCUGUGGGAGAGCCACCAGAGCCGGGUCCCGCAGGCAGAGCCCGGCUCCUACAAGGCGCUCUACAACUCGCAGCUGCGCUUCCGCCGCCGCCUCUACGCCGACCUGGAGACCGUCCCGUACCACGUGCACCUGUCCCGGCCGCUGGCGCAGCUGAUGAAGCACGCAGUGCUCUACGUGCGCAACACGGUGCCGCGGCAGGUCUUUCAGGCACUGAGCAGGAUCUACUGCAUCUGCCAUUACAGCUCCAGGCUCAGGGAGGUGAUCACCGGGGACCUGCUGCCCUCCUCCUCCAUGAUCAAGGGGCUGAGCCAGGAGUUCGGGCUGCCCAUUUCCCCGGAAGAUCUUACAGAGGGAAAACUGCUGGCUAUGUCCCCUCCUCCUGCCCCCAAUCUGGAGGACUUCCAGAGCCGGAAUUUCACCCUCACUUCUGAGAUCCAGGCCCACCAGGAGAACCACGUCUGCUCGCAUUUCCAGGAGCCGAGGAGGAGACUCACGCACUCCCAGAGCUACCUGUCAGCCACAGUGGAGCCUCAGGAUUCAGAGGAGAAGAGAAAAGCCGAGAGGAAGUCCCGUGACGCCUGGCUCACACCCAACGGGUUCCAAGUGACCGGUCUUCACAGCACGGGCAGGACACAUCACCUGGGGCUGCCACCCCUCGGUGCCGUCACAGAGGAGUGGAGGGAGAAAGCGCUGUUUGCUAACAUACUGGAGCCAGUGCUGCACCGAGAGAGCAGGGGCUGGGACCGGCGCCCCCAGGACUUGGAUCUGUACACACAGCCGCCGCCGGCCCCUCCCGCGCCAAAGCCCGGGACAGCAAAGAAGCUGCGGUGUCAUCGGGAAGAUGAGCUGUCAGAACGCCGGCAGCAGGCCUAG